AGAAGGCGGAGGGCGCGCGAUGGCCGCUUGUGGCUCCAGCAGGCCGGUGGCGCGCUUCUGGGAGUGGGGCCGGACCAUCGUGUGCGUGGGGCGCAAUUACGCGGAGCACGCCCGGGAGAUGCAGGCGGCGCUGCCCGCCGAGCCCGUCUACUUCCUGAAGGCGGCCUCGGCCUACGUGCGGGAGGGCUCGCCCAUCGUGCGGCCCGCCUCCUGCCGGGAGCUGCACCACGAGGUGGAGCUGGGGGUGGUGGUGGGCAGCAGCGCGCUGGGGGUCCCCGAGGAGGCGGCCAUGGCGCACGUGGCCGGCUACGCCCUCUGCCUGGACAUGACGGCCCGCGACACCCAGGCGGCCUGCAAGAGGCAAGGGCUGCCCUGGACGCCGGCCAAGGCCUUCCGCACCUCCUGCCCGGUCAGCGACUUCAUCCCCAAGGAGAAGGUCCCCGACCCCCACCGCCUGCACCUCUGGCUCCGCGUCAACGGGCAGCUGCGCCAGGAGGGCAGCACCGCCGACAUGCUCUUCUCCGUCCCCUUCCUCCUCAGCUACAUCAGCAGGACCAUCGCGCUGGAGCCGGGGGACCUCCUCUUGACCGGCACCCCCAAAGGGGUGGCCUCCGUGCAGCCGGGCGACGAGAUCGAAGCCGGCAUCCAGGGCCUGGUGAGCAUGCGCUUCACAGUGGAAGAGCAGAAGUGACCUGGCCGCCAGAGAAAGAGGAUGCUGGCACAAGCUGGGCGACACAAGAGGCCGAGCACUUUGGAAGCCUGCAAGAACAGGGCCUGUUCUCCCCCACCCCAGGAUGGGGAGAUGAGCCCAGACUCCUCUCUCUGCCGCACCUUUCUUUGUGUAACCCAAGAAGAGAGAAUGUAGGAGCGGCUGCUGCUCACCUGCCCCUGUUUGAAUGAGCAAAGUUGAACAGUUUCACUGUCAAUAAUAAUAUCAAACCUCACUGUGGCCUUUCUUGAAAAUACAGCCAAACAAUGAAGGAAAUAUUACUUUCUGUCGUGUUAGCAUGCACACACUUGGAUGCCUUCUUAAACAGAGUAUGUUUGAAAGAUUACAUUAAAAUGUACGUAAAUAAAGAAUUUGAUGUAGAAAACACUUUGGCCAUGGUAUUAAAUAUGAUGGUAUAAAUGAAAACUUCCUUUUUCAGUCAUAAUAAAGAGUAGACUAUU
Molecule: messenger RNA, 1170 nt
Organism: Heteronotia binoei (common prickly gecko)
Lineage: Eukaryota; Metazoa; Chordata; Lepidosauria; Squamata; Gekkonidae
Gene: FAHD1
Product: fumarylacetoacetate hydrolase domain containing 1
Exons: 1
Coding region: 20-691 (223 amino acids)
Cellular component (GO): mitochondrion
Molecular function (GO): acetylpyruvate hydrolase activity
Source: RefSeq, a predicted model, not a curated record